UGUGGACGUCGAACAAAAUCAGCAGAACCAGUCACUACUUCCUUUGCGCUGUGGAUUCAUGUGCGUUAUUGUUUAUCUUUGAAUGCAAAUGUAUUUAUUGCAAACUGGGAUUGCAAUUAUUUCCUGAUAUAACUGUACUGGCUUCUCAGUAAACCGACUCUGAACACCCAUGCCCGCCUCAGAUUGUUGCCUUCGUCUCUGCAGAUGAUGACCAACUCUGUCUUUAAAGGAGAGGACAAGACAUCCCCCACAGGGUUCCAUCCUAGAGCUACAAGACCCUAGAAUGAUGACCUGCUCUGUCUUUAAAGGAGAGGACAAGACAUCCCCCACAGGGUUCCAUCCUAGAGCUACAAGACCCUAGAAUGAUGACCAGCUCUGUCUUUAAAGGAGAGGACAAGACAUCCCCCACAGGGUUCCAUCCUAGAGCUACAAGACCCUAGAAUGAUGACCUGCUCUGUCUUUAAAGGAGAGGACAAGACAUCCCCCACAUGGUUCCAUCCUAGAGCUACAAGACCCUAGAAUGAUGACCAGCUCUGUCUUUAAAGGAGAGGACAAGAUAUCCCCCACAUGGUUCCAUCCUAGAGCUACAGGUCCCUAGAAUGAUGACCAGCUCUGUCUUUAAAGGAGAGGACAAGACAUCCCCCACAGGGUUCCAUCCUAGAGCUACAAGAUCCUGAGACAUUAGUUUAACAGAACACGUUUCUCUGCCCAGAUUGAGACUAGGGGUAAUGUUCCCCUACUCAGAUGUUACAUUCAUCAACCAUUGCUAUAACAUGAUGUGGUUAGUCGAAACUUAAAAUACAUAUCCAGGCGUUGUGAGGUCAGGCGUCAGCAACUUCUGAGCAGAGGAACGCGCCUUACAUCAACUCAAAAUAGAGGGAGGAGAUUCUCUGCAUAGCGUUAACCUGAAUCAUCUCAAAAUGGCUGCUAUCGUGAGACUCCACAGACUAACGAAGGAUCAACUGUCUCUUGCUGCUCAGAAGAACAAUAACAAACCAGGCAGAAAACCAACGAAGAAGAAAAACUCCACCACCAGAGGAAGGAACCAAUCCACAGGAAAAGGAAACAACUCUGCUGACAGUGAAAGUGUUUGUAGCCAGGUAUCAUCGGCCCCUAAGUGGUGGGGUCGCCCCAAGGGAAGCAAAAACAAACCCAAGAUAAGUCUACAACUCUCCAGCGCCAUCUUGAGGCCUGACGAGGUAAAACAAGAGGUGAAACAAGAGAUGGACGAGCUGCCUGUCGGUACAGAAGUGAUGAACACUGGUUGAACUCUGUGAAGACAGAGAGCUACGACCCAGAGAUGGGUAACACCAGGGGACCUACAGAGAGCGACCCCAGGACAGAUGCACAUCAGCUGGGUAUCAAGACGGAGGAUGCCCCCCUGUACCACCAGGAUGGAGGGAGGCGGCUGCGGUCGGCUACCGUUCAGCUGUUCAAUCUGGCUGCGUUGCGGUCUGAGCCGGAAUGGUGGCCUCGCAACCAGAAGGUCCGCCGGUUCCCGUGUCCAGACUGCGGCCAGAAGUUCUUCUCCAAAACCACGCUGGAGUUACACUCCCGGAUCCACACCCAGUACCAGCCGUACUCCUGUGAGGUGUGCCAUAAAACCUUCUCCCGGAAAGGCGGUCUGGUCGAGCACCGACCAAUCCACGAGGUGGAACGCCCCUUCGCCUGCCUCCAAUGCGGUAGAACCUUCACGUUCAAAUCCAACCUGACCCGGCACAUGCGGUUCCACAGCGACGCGCGGCCCUACGUCUGCUCCCAGUGCGGCCAAGGCUUCAAGAUCUCCGCCCAACUCAAGAGCCACAUGAUUUCCCACAGCGGGUAUAAACCGUACGUGUGCCCGGAGUGCGGCCAGAGUUUCGUCCGUUACAUGAGUCUCAAGUAUCAUCGGCUGAGCCACACCGGCGAGCGCCCGCUGUCCUGCCCAGAAUGUCCCAUGACCUUUGCCCGGCCGCACACCCUUAUGGUCCACCGGCGACAGCACACUGGGGAGACGCCGUUCUCUUGCCAGGACUGUGGGAAGAGGUUCAAACAGGGGUGCCAACUGAAAGACCACGUUAGAAGGAAACACACAGGGGAGAAACCAUACAAAUGCUCCGAGUGUGACAAGUGCUUCGUCACUUCGGCGUCUCGUAAAGUACACAUGGUUGUCCACACAGGAGAGAAGCCGUACAAAUGCACAGAGUGCUGUAGGAGCUACAGUCAGAGUGGGGGCCUGAAGAGGCACAAGUGUGAGCAGCAAACCAG
This is a messenger RNA of Oncorhynchus tshawytscha (Chinook salmon), 2247 nucleotides long. RefSeq names its product gastrula zinc finger protein XlCGF7.1. Lineage: Eukaryota; Metazoa; Chordata; Actinopteri; Salmoniformes; Salmonidae. The record is from RefSeq and is a predicted model, not a curated record. Gene Ontology annotation, cellular component: nucleus.